CGCAAGAGAGACACUGCGCUCACCAAUUCGAAACAUGGCCGCAUCAUCAUCCACGUGGAGAGUCUCAUGAGCCUCUGUCUUCCUUCACUCCCCCUUUCGAAGCCACCGUUGACCUCUGACCACCAGCGAGCCGGUCUCCUUCCUCUAGCAGCGAUCCAAUCCCUCGCGGUUGAUGUUUAGCCGAUCCACUGCCCGCUACUUCGCCGUCUGUUCUACUUCGUUCCGACCUCUUUUAUUACCCAGCGCUUUCUCCUCUGCUGUUCCGCGUCCAGCCCUAUUCCUCUUCCCUACCAGACCAUCACCGCUGUCCAAGGCUUUCUCAGCCAGUACCUUUAGGAUGGCGCAGCAAUUUAAGCUCAAGGGCCUCGAUAAGCUUGACUUGCAGGAGCUCGAGAAGAAAGAGGUGGAGGUCGAGGGCAUUGAGGGUGGAAAAGUCCUCCUGUGCAAAGUUGGCGGGCAGGUGCACGCAGUGAAUGCCAACUGUACACAUUAUGGAGCGCCGUUGAAGUUGGGUGUCUUGACGCCAGAGGGAAGACUGACGUGUCCCUGGCAUGGAGCUUGCUUUAACGCACGCACCGGAGACGUCGAAGACUCCCCUGCGCCGCUGUCGUUGAACGCAUUCGACGUCAUCGAGAAAGACGGUGGCGUAUACGUCAAGGGCAAAGCGGCCGACAUCAAAGGCGGAAAGAGAACCGUCAACAUCAAGACCACCCCAUCUUCUCAAGAGAAGGUCGUUAUCGUUGGAGGCGGAUCAGGCGCAUUCGGCGCCCUCCUCAAACUACGCGAACUCGGCUACAAAGGUCAUAUCACAGUGAUCACCCAUGAAGGCUACCCGAUCGACCGUCCGAAACUCUCCAAAGCCCUGAUCACCGACGCCUCGAAGCUCUAUCUGCAGCCCGAAGAGUGGUACUCGGAAGGCUCGAUAGAAUUCUUUCCGGAUACCGUCACCUCCGUCGACUUCGAUGGCAAAACUGUCCAAACGAAGACGGGGAAAUCUCUUCCAUACACGAAACUCAUCCUCGCCACAGGUGGCACACCACGGCAACUCCCUCUCCCUGGCUUCAAGGACAAUCAACUGGGUAACAUCUUCCUCCUACGGAAAGUCAGCGAUGUGCAAAAUAUUGUGACCGCCGUGGGCGACAAGGGCAAGAAGAUUGUCAUUGUCGGCUCCAGCUUUAUUGGUAUGGAGGUCGCGAACGCCCUGGCCAAGGAAAACUCCGUAAGCAUCGUGGGUAUGGAGUCCGCGCCGCUCGAGCGCGUAAUGGGCACCGAGGUCGGCAAGAUAUUCCAGCGCACCCUCGAAAAGAACGGUGCGAAAUUCUACUUGAACGCCGGUGUUGACUCCGCUUUGCCGGCAUCGAAGCUCGCCAAUACCGUGGGGUUAAGCUCGGUGGGCGCCGUGAAACUAAAGGAUGGCACCGAACUCGAAGCCGAUCUCGUCAUCUUGGGAAUUGGCGUGUUCCCGGAGACAACAUACCUUCGCAACAACCCCAAAGUGCAACUCGAGAAAGACGGCAGUAUUGCCGUCGACGAAAACUUCGCGGUCAAGGGACUGCAAGACGUGUGGGCGAUUGGCGACAUCGCGACCUACCCCUACCACGGGCCCGGAGGGAAUGGCACCCCCGUGCGCAUUGAGCACUGGAACGUCGCGCAGAACAUGGGUCGCGCUGUGGGAGAGUUGAUCGCUCAACCCGGCAGCAAGCCGAAACCCUUCAUUCCCAUCUUCUGGUCAGCCCUCGGUGGCCAGCUGAGGUACUGCGGUGCCACGCCGAACGGAUGGGACGAGCUGGUGCUGAAAGGAGAGCCCGAGAACAACAAAUUCGCGGCAUUCUAUUGCAAAGGCGACACGGUUGUGGCGAUGGCAAGCAUGAUGAUGGACCCUAUCAUGGUCAAGUCCGCCGAGUUGAUGAGGCACGGCAAGAUGUUGAGCAAGAGCGAUAUCCAAAGUGGCAAGGACGUCUUGGAGGCGGCUUUGUGGUGAUAUGAGCCGGCCUGGUUGUUCAACGGGAACUUAAGGUGAUGUGUCUCGCGAGUACUCGAGGAGGGUGGCUGCUGGAGCGUUGUUGCAGAGCUCCUGCGCAGUUUCUUCCUGUGCCUCGAUGCCACAACGACGUUGGAAUUCCGGAAGAGACAACACAAGAAAGAACAAGCCUGUUAUAAGAGGCGUUCUAUAUAAGUGCCGUAGAUUCACCCGAGCCCUGAUGCAAUAUCUUGACGCUGGAUUGUUCUGAG
Molecule: messenger RNA, 2232 nt
Organism: Cladophialophora immunda
Lineage: Eukaryota; Fungi; Ascomycota; Eurotiomycetes; Chaetothyriales; Herpotrichiellaceae
Exons: 3
Coding region: 173-1981 (602 amino acids)
Cellular component (GO): cytoplasm
Molecular function (GO): oxidoreductase activity, acting on NAD(P)H; 2 iron, 2 sulfur cluster binding; flavin adenine dinucleotide binding
Source: RefSeq, a predicted model, not a curated record